AUGGGGGAUUCAAGCGGUUCUGUCUCCAUUGAUAUGGAGGCAAUGUCUCUUGGAGGACAGGAACACCUAGUGGAGACUACAUAUGGCCCGGUAUGUGUUGCCGUUUGUGGAGAUCCUGAUAAACCUGCUCUUAUCACAUAUCCUGAUGUCGCUCUUAAUUAUAUGUUUUCUUUUCAAGGAUUAUUGUUUUGUCCAGAAGCUAGUUCCUUGUUACUCCACAACUUUUGCAUAUACCACAUCAGUCCUAUUGGCCAUGAGUUGGGAGCUCCAGUGAUCGGUGUUAAUGCUCCUUUGCUCUCAGCUGAUGACUUAGCAGACCAAAUCGUCGAGAUUCUUAACUAUUUCGGACUUGGUGCAGUGAUGUGUAUGGGUGUCACAGCAGGAGCUUACAUUCUGACCUUAUUUGCUAUGAAGUACAGGCAGAGAGUUCUGGGAUUAAUACUCGUCUCUCCACUGUGCCAAGCCCCUUCUUGGUCUGAAUGGUUAUGCAAUAAGGUAAUGUCUAAUUUACUUUACUAUUAUGGCAUGUGCGGUGUUGUUAAAGAACUGUUACUAAAACGGUACUUCAGUAAGGAAGUUCGUGGUAGUGCUCAAGUUCCAGAAUCAGAUAUUGUUCAAGAAUGCAGAAGAUUACUUUGCGAGCGGCAGAGUACAAAUGUAUGGAGAUUCCUUGAAGCAAUCAACGGGAGAGUGGAUCUAAGCGAAGGGUUAAGGAAACUACAAUGCAGAACUUUAAUCUUCAUUGGCGAAAACUCUGCUUACCACUCAGAAGCCGUUCACAUGACUACAAAACUAGACAGACGGUACGGUGCAUUAGUCGAGGUACAAGGAAGUGGGUCAUUGGUGACAGAGGAACAGCCACAGGCAAUGGUAAUACCAAUGGAAUACUUUUUGAUGGGGUAUGGAUUGUAUCGUCCAACACAGAGCGUAAGCCCAAGAAGUCCAUUGAGCCCAACAAGAAUCUCUCCUGAGCUUCUGUCUCCGGAAAACAUGGGGUUGAAGCUCAAGCCUAUUAAGACAAGACUCGCUCUAUGA
Eruca vesicaria subsp. sativa (arugula) is the source of this 1035-nucleotide messenger RNA. Lineage: Eukaryota; Viridiplantae; Streptophyta; Magnoliopsida; Brassicales; Brassicaceae. The record is from the annotation of a GenBank genome assembly.